AUGAUUUCCGAGGCCAUCACCUCGCUCAAGCACGACGACCACGGGUCGCUGCGCCAGGCGGUGCUGAAGUACGUGCAAGACACGUACUCGCUCACUCAACCUGGUUUCCGAGCGCUCUUCAACAAUGCGGUGCGCAAGGGGGUCGAGCAGGGCCGGUUUAGACAGCCCAAGGGCCCGCUGGGGCCGAUUUUGCUCGUGAACAAGGAUAAGAAGCCGGUGGCGUCAAAGACGAGAGCCGCCACCGCCGCUAAACGACCGCGGAGCUCGUCGAUGUCAAAGGCGUCGAAACCUAGCCGCACCACUACUCGCAAUAAUAAACCCGUGGCCACCCCUCGCCGAGCGCUGACGGGUAAGAUUAAGGACCAGUCGAAAUUGACCGAGAAAGUGAAGGCUAAGAGUGCCACUAAGCUGAAACUGCCGCCUAAGGCUAACGGCACCAAAGCCAAGGAACCUAAGGACGCGGCCAAGUCAAAGACUAAAGAUACCACCACUAAGGCUAAACCUACCAAGGCUAAGGCGAAGACGGCACCGAAGCUGAGCCGGCCCACGAAAGCGGCGUCAACGAGAAGGCUGACUCGGGUAUCUGCGUGA
Molecule: messenger RNA, 591 nt
Organism: Diutina rugosa
Lineage: Eukaryota; Fungi; Ascomycota; Pichiomycetes; Serinales; Debaryomycetaceae
Gene: HHO1
Product: histone
Exons: 1
Coding region: 1-591 (196 amino acids)
Biological process (GO): nucleosome assembly
Cellular component (GO): nucleosome
Molecular function (GO): DNA binding; structural constituent of chromatin
Source: RefSeq, a predicted model, not a curated record